CAAAGACUGGUUACAUCAGCUGAAAGUGUAUCCAGCCCGUAAGAUUCUAUGCCAUUGAAGCGCCUGUGUGCUGUCUCCUCUCCUGACAGUGGCGGAGGCUUUCGGGGACUUACCGGAAACCAAACUUUUUUUUCAAACUUGGUUCGUAGCAUACCCGAAAGAGGAAAAGAGUUAAGAAGAAACUGCACUAACCCACAUCUAUGGGUACCAGUUCCUCAUUUUAAACAUCACGACAUGUUGGAUUUUAGAUGGUUGUUACCAAUAGAAAACGAAUUUGGAACUUCACCGCGAUAAGGGAGACGUCGAGUGUUUUUGCCCUCACAUAACGGAUCACAGUUUUUUAUCAUGGAAGAUGGAGGGAAAGAGGACACAGCCAAGCCCAAAGAGGUCAAGUUCACAGGCAAGGCCGGCUGGUUGAAGAAAUCGUCUGGGAAGAUUUUUGGGACGUACAAGGACCGAUACAUUCAGCUGGAGCACACGGAGGUCGUAGUGUAUGAAAAUGAGGAACUGAAGACGUGUCUAGAGAAGUUGGACCUGGAAAACUAUGAGAAAUGCCACGAGCUGCGGGGUGCGUUUAAGAAGAAAAACAGGCUGAUAUUGAUAAAAGCUCCGAAAUGUGCAAAUAAGGUUCAUGAUGUGAAAUUGCAAGCCCAAAAUCAGGAGGAGAAAGAUGCUUGGAUCAAGGCAUUCAGUGAUGGCAUCAACAGAGCAAAAAAUAAAAUCUUUGAUGAGGUGAAGGUGGAGGAAGGGUGUUCUUUAGAGCAUGUGACACGCACAAGGCCCAAAGGGAACCGAGGCAGGAGACCACCCACGAGGAUACACAUGAAGGAGGCUGCAAAUGUAUCCUCGGAUGGAAUUCUGAGGCUGGAUUUAGAUUUGGAUUUGACUGACAGCACUCCCAAUGGGACCCAUUAUGUCAACAUUGAAGAUGGCGCCCCAAAAGAGACUUCCAAGUCCAAUGAUGAUGAGGCCACCAGCGGUUCUGCCCAGGAUGAGCCCGCUAGUGAAACCCCCACCCCUCAGAAGAAGGUCCUAAAGCCCCCCAUGCCUCCAUCCAAGCAGCAGAAACCUUCCUCCACAUCGGAGGAGGACGCACACGGUGAGACGACGUCGGACAGUGGGGUCGACACGGGAGCUCCGCCCACUCCCAGCAAGCCAUCCAGUUCACAGGACGACUUGUCCUCUGAUUCGUCCACAGCCGAAAAAGAGCCGAAACCCCCAAAGCCUCCGUCUAAGGAUAAGAAGCCAGCUCUGGUGGAUGAAGAGGAGGCAAAGGAGACUCUGGAUGAUGCUGAUAAUGAUGAAGAAGAAGAAGGAGAAGAAGCAGGUGGGAAAGAAAAGCGGGAGACGGAAGAAAGUGAAACGCAAAAAGCAGAAACUGAAGAAGAUGAAGGCAAUGAAGAAGACAAAAACGCAGUUACUGACGAGCUUACAGUUAAAGCUGUCCCCAAGCCUUCCGUUGUCAUGUGGGACACACCUUUACCUGAAACGUCUUCAGAACCAGAGCAGAGAGAGACAGAAAUGCCGGAAGAAGAACGUUCCACCCCGGAACCGAUGAAGAAGGUUUCGGGGCCCCCUGCCCCUCCUAAGAAGAAACCAAUUAAGUCCCGCGCCAGCUCUAAGGAUGACGAAGAGUUGAGUGACGCCAAGAAGAAAGGUCACGAUGAAAGCUCCUCCUCGUCUGAGCUCAUCUCUGGCUCGGUGGAGAAUUUGGCAGACGGCCAACCUGAAAGUAAUACCCCCGCUUCAGUCUCUCCUGAGCCCUUGGCCAAGAGUGAGGCACUUACACCGUCGACAACCACCACGGUCUCAGUGGAGAGUGUCGAGCCCUGCGAACUAUCUACGGGGAAGGUGGAGAAGGUGGUGCAGGAAGAGCAGAAGUCUAUAGAUAGUGGACAGCACUCAGCCGAAGAGUCAGAGAUCGGAGAUACCACUUCCACUACUACGUCCAUCACUGCGAUGUCAGUCGACAGUCAGACGGCAGUCCAGUCAGGCAGCAACAGCAAAGAAGAUGAGACUCAGCCAUCACUGAAAUCGCUAAAGCAGAGCGACAGUGAGGGUCCGUCCAACAGUGCUAAGACUCCCAGUUCUUCUCAAGAGGACAGCAGCUGUGCACGUGUUUCCACCCCGCCACCCAGCACACAAAGCAAGAAGCCUCAGAUUCUCUCCCCAAGACCUCUGGUGCCCCUCAAGCCCAAAUCGAAGGUCCGGUCUGCUUCAGUCGGUGACCUUCUGGCAGAUCCACCAGAGGAGAAAACACAGAAGGAGCACAGUGGUGGUGGUGGUGGUGGUCCGUCCACUGCUGCUGCCACUGCUGCACCCGACGGAGACGUGAAGAAUUUGCAGAGCACAGUGACUCUGGAGCUCAAGAACACGGGAGAACUUCUGCACACAAUAGCAGACAAGCAGACAACGGUGGCGAAGGAGGGGGAGGAAAAUAAUCAGGGUGAACUGAAACCAGAGGAGCUGCUAGCCACUGCCAUGGAGAAGCUCAAGAAAGCUGAAGAGAUCUUGAGUGUGGCCAAGAGUUUCAAACAGAAGACACCGGUAGACAAGGAGAACAAACGAAUGAGCUGGUGAUGAUAGUUUUGUUUAACUGCUGUUUUUACGGCAUGUGGUUAUUCUUGUCUUGCUUAGCAUUGAAUUAAUUUUUUUUUUCGCAAGUUGUUUUUGCUUGUGAUCAAGUGCAAUUUUUCAGUCCAUCACUUUUACAAAUGACCUUAACAAAGUCCACAUUAUAGUAUAGGAUAAUGGCUUGAAAACAAAAUCUUUUUUUAUAUUAUUUAAUAUUUGUAACAUAUACUGAUAUAAAAUCACCCACGUUCUUAGCAUGUUCAAAGCAUUUCAAACAGUAGACCAUUUAAAGGGAUAUAUCAUGUUUGCACCACAUAAUCUUAGUCCUCUGCUUCUGCAUACAAUGUUGACUGCCACUGUCCACAUGAGAUCGGAAACCAGAAAUGCACCCUCGUUUUUGCACAGUCUCACUGUACCACACCAACCUUGUGAUAUGAUGAUGUUCGAAGAUCAAGAUUAUCCAAAAAGGUUUUCAUGUAAACCAGCCACUCAGCAAGAGCCAUUUCAAACAAGUCCAUGAUCAAGUUCAAAUUCAUGCAAAAUAAUGGAACAGUUCUGAAUCGAUCGUUUCAACCUCAGCAACCAUUGUAAACUGUCAGUGUAGCCAACUUAACCGUGCAAGUGACACCGUUAAGCACCAAAACACGAAUGAUGUAGGUGUAAAUCCAUGCAUUUAAAUUUCACCCUAACACGACUUUCUAAAAAAGCUUCUGAGGCACUGCAGAUCCAAAUGUUAUUGUGCACAUGUCACGUCGCAGAACACAGAUCAAAACCCCCCUCAGCCAUUCCAUGUCACCUCUGAAGCACUGACAUCACGGAAACCUUACGGCCCUUUCCAAACCUUUCUAAGCCCUUUCUUAGCACUCCUUGAAAUGCAACGAAGCCUACACCGUUUAAUUUUCUCUGCUUUGAUGAGAUGUUUUUAAACUUACGGUGGGUGGUUGUGGACAACAUGUUGCUUAAGCGGUGUGUAGAGAUUAGAUAUAAAAGGUGGUAUCAAGCCAAAAAUAAUAAAUCUAUUGGAACUUAUUUUUUUAAGAAAUUCAUAUUGCUUGUGUAAUUGUUAAUGACUAAGGAUUUAUGAAAAAAACAUUUUAUAAUGUUGGUUAUUACUUCAGUCGCAUUCUCUGCUAGUGCAAAAGUGUUUACUGUACUCUACAUGGUGUUCAGGGUACAUUACAUUACCUGUGUAAAUAAUAAUAAUAAUAACGUGAACUGUGCCCGUCUCUGCAUAUUGUACAGCAACAUCCAACCAACAGGUUACUUCUUCUCUGUUCUCAUAUGCACACAAGGAAGCACAUCUAUAGAAAAAAAACCCAUAUAUGUGCACCUUGGUUUCCUUGGUAUCUCCCCUAAGCCUGUCACUCUCUGUGUUGUGGUUGUCAUCACACAAGCCAGCGAUGCUACGGUUUAAAAUUAGAGUGGAGGAACUUGCUACUUCCUGAGUGCUGCGUUCACCCCUGCAGCAUUUUGUGUACUCCUACAAGGUUAUAUGUGAAAGGCAUACAAACCUCUUGCACAGUAAAAAAAAAAAAAGAUUUGUGUUAAUUCAAUACUCUGCGAGUCAGGUUAACAUCUGCCAGUGUAUUUGAUCCCAGAGUACUCUCUAAGUGUUGAAUUAACACUGUGUUUCUUUUACUGUUUGUAUCCUCUGCUGAAAUGCAAAAACUGUAAACAAAAAUUCUUGUGUUGUGUCGUUAUGUGUAAUCAACAAGUCACUGACAGAACUGCAGCACUAUCCUGUGUCGUCCUGGUUUGUUUGUCUGUACAUUAACACUGAGAUCAAAUUUAUGCUGUUGAUGUUUUGUUUUGUUUUCAUUUUUAUGUACAGUCGAUAGGUUAUUGUCCACUUGAAGAGUGUUAGGUAUUACCCAGCUAAUGCAAUUGUUUUUUGUAUUAUUAUUGAGAUGAGUUUCAAAUUAAAAUGUGGUACCUUCAUAUAUGAUUUGCAUUCUAUAGGUUUGCACAGUGCUCUUCAUGUGUGCAUGCAGAGGUUAAAAUGUAGGUGUCUGGUAAACUGUGUUUGAGCGCACAAUUGCCACUGAUCCAUGUGUUUACAACGCAACCAGUAGCGUACCACACACCUGUGAAUCCUGGUUGGCCUAAACCCUAUGCUUUUGACAUAGGCAUAAAACUUAUUAUUAUUCAAAUAUGUGAAUUAUUUCUUUUUGAACAUAAAAUUGUAAAUAAUAAAAUUACUAAAAUGCUUAAUAUUUAAGUUAUUAAUCUCCUGACGCAUACCCUUGUUUUAGGUCUCUUGAAUAUGUUCGGUAGGUUCAAAGAAAAAAGUAGGAUGUCUCACAAGUCCACUGAUACACAGUAAUUGGGCCCCUUAAUGUUAAAGAUUGUUACUGUUCACAGUUGUGUCAUGUUUUAACUCUUGUGUUGUCAAAUUGAUUUACUAAUGAAACUAAUGCUGUUUAAAUUGAAAUCAUGACCAUGUCUCGCUAAGCAUGUCUAAAUAAAUAUUGCCUGUACUUAUAUGUGAUCUGA
This is a messenger RNA of Engraulis encrasicolus (European anchovy), 5067 nucleotides long. It is a transcript of the gene plekho2, whose product is annotated as pleckstrin homology domain containing, family O member 2. Gene Ontology annotation, biological process: macrophage apoptotic process. Bases 346 to 2580 code for a protein of 744 amino acids. The transcript has 6 exons. The record is from RefSeq and is a predicted model, not a curated record. Lineage: Eukaryota; Metazoa; Chordata; Actinopteri; Clupeiformes; Engraulidae.